CGCGGAGUUGACUGCGGGGGACUUCCUAAAACGGCAGUAAAAGCACCUAACCCUCGGACGGCCUCCGCACGUCGGUCGGCGUUGUGUCCGGCGCGCGUGGGGUCCCCGGGCCGGCCACUGCAGCCCUGCAGGUUUGUGAGAAUUAUAGCAGAAGAGAAGAGAGGGGUUAAGGAUGAGGAAUAGAGGGAUUUAUUGAAGAGCUCUGCCGGUUUGUUCUUCAGAGGAGGGGCGGGGUGGGUGUGUGGAGGAGGAACUAAUAGCGGUGAAAUGGACGCGGUCGAGGUUUCGCGAGUAUUUAACGAACCAAGACAAGUUUGUCUUAAAAGGAGAGCAGAUUGGUUUGUUUGUCUUUAUCUCAGGUCUGGAGAGCUGGUGGUUGGUCGUAGAUUCCAUUUGCAUGCCUGUAAAAUGGAGGACCGCAGCCUUGUAUGUCUCGAUACUUGUUGUUUCUCUGAAUACAGAUAUCUCAGACUUAAUCAGCAAAAUAAACUGAUCUAUCUUACUCUAAACCUCUUCACAGCCAGACCAACACAAACAACAGCAACAUCGAAGCACUUCUUCUGCUCUCCCGCCAGACCCGGCAGACUGUCAGCAAUCCCACGUGACUUCAAUAUACUUACUAACAUCUUACAUAAAGACAGCUCAUCGCCGCGAGCCAAGCCGGAAAGCAACAACAAACCGCCAAGCAAACCUGACUUGAGCUUAAACCCCAGAAUCAACUCAUCAACUCAAUCAACUCCGAAGAGCCUCGCAUUCGGACUCGUCUGCGACAGCUGCUUGGACUGCGGUGGUUCGCGAGCUGGGUUUAUAGCGUCUUUUAAGCAGGGUUAUGUCAGCUCUUAUGAGAUAAUCCGAGGUGUUAAACCUAAAGUCGAUAAGCACACAAAUAGCUCGCUGCGCUCUUUCACUUCCGGAUCAUCGUGAAGAAGCAGCGAAAAAUGAACACUUUGGCGCUGAUAUUCCGCGUGCUGCCGGUAAUCCAGCUACUGUCCGAGCUUUGGAUCGUCUACAGCUUCUUGAAUGUCGUCUGGAAAGUGACCGCCCAUCUUCUCAUCAGAGCCCAGACUGCUACGAGUGUCGGCCUCAUUCUAU
Molecule: messenger RNA, 1092 nt
Organism: Myxozyma melibiosi
Lineage: Eukaryota; Fungi; Ascomycota; Lipomycetes; Lipomycetales; Lipomycetaceae
Exons: 2
Coding region: 268-924 (218 amino acids)
Source: RefSeq, a predicted model, not a curated record